CUUGGCACCACUAGAUAACACCCCACCACUUACAUGUACAUAUUCACGUCAUUCCGCAGGAACCUCGCCUCCACUACAUACAGUUACCAAAAUGAGACCCCACUUACUCUUCCCCCCCUGGCUGGCGGCCGCCUGGACGCCACAGAACGACAGUCUCCGCGGCGGAUCCUCGACGAGUUCACUGACGGUCUCACCGACCGGCACCGCAAUCUUCGCCGGGACCCUGGACUCAAAGACGCUUGGCGGCGCGGGGUUCGCGAGUGUGCGUACCGUUGGCGAGCAGAACUGGGAUUGGCGUGGGUACGAGGGGCUCGCGGUGAAAAUCGGAGCCACCAAGGAGGAGAAAACCUACACUCUAGUCCUCAAGAACGUCCUCCCUCCCGUUGACCCCGCGCCCCGCGGACCCAACGGGCGCCGACCCGAGGGUAUGGAGACUUCGACCGUAUCCUUUGAAUACAACUUCACGCCCGCUCCCUCCUCUACGGUAGCGGCGAAUUUCGCCGAGUUCAAGCCUUUUUACCGCGGAAGGGAGAUGGAGGGCCCGGAUGCGCCGCGCUUGGAUUUGGGGAAGGUCGAGAGGCUGAGUUUCAUGGUGCGUAGCUUCUUUGGGGAUGAGAAGCAGGAGGGGGGGUAUAGGCUGGAAAUCGUGGAGGUGGGGCUUGUGAAGCCAGGAGAGUGGAAGGGAGAGGGAGGGGGAGAGGGAGCAGGAUGGUGCUCUGUAAUGUGAUUUGGUGAGCAUUACCGAAAUGUGGCCAUGGGCUGCUCGGUGCUCUGUAAUGUGAGUUGGUGAGCAUUACAGAAAGGUCAUGACUAUCUGGUCAUGAGAAAGGAAGAACAUGAUGUUUAUCAAUCGGCCGCGUGGCCUAAUGGCUAAGGCGUUGGUUUUCGGUUCUCAGGAAUAGAAGUUCGCCAAAGAUUGUGCGUUCGAGUCGCAUCGUGGUC
Molecule: messenger RNA, 942 nt
Organism: Tricharina praecox
Lineage: Eukaryota; Fungi; Ascomycota; Pezizomycetes; Pezizales; Pyronemataceae
Product: NADH:ubiquinone oxidoreductase intermediate-associated protein 30
Exons: 2
Coding region: 92-727 (211 amino acids)
Biological process (GO): NADH dehydrogenase complex assembly
Source: RefSeq, a predicted model, not a curated record